UGCGCGCUGCGCGCUUUCUCAACAAGCUCAGCGGUUAAAUGAAGCGGAGAGGAGGAGCUGCUUGUCAGAACAAACUUGCCUGUCAGUUGUGAGUGUGACAACAACGUGAGAGGAAGCUCGCAGCUUCGGAGCAUCUUUUGCAAACCAAAACCACCAGAGAAAAACUUUUUUUCCCCCCUCUUUUGGAUUUGUGUUUUCGUGAAGAAUGCGGAUUUUUAAUUUCGUGCGUAAAAGAGACAUUUGGAGACGAUGGAUUUGGUUACUACUGUGGGAUCUGAAGAAAGCACAUGAAUGGAAAGUGUCACUACUUCGGAAGUAAGAAACAAGUCAUUGCUUCGUGUGAAACUGUGAAAAAAAAAAUCCUUGCAGAUAUGAACAACUCGACAACAACAACAACAACAACGGACAGAUUUAAACCUGUCACCAUCCCGGUGAUUAUGUUCAUUUUCGGGGUGGUGGGAAAUGUCAUUGCCAUUGUGGUUCUGCGAAUAUCACGAAAAGAACAGAAAGAAACGACUUUCUACACUCUUGUGUGUGGCCUGGCAGUCACAGACCUGCUGGGCACCUUGCUGGCCAGCCCCGUCACCAUCGCCACCUACAUGAAGGGCUCCUGGCCGGGAGGUGAGCCCCUGUGCCAGUACGCCGGCUUCAUCCUGCUCUUCUUCUUUUUGGCUCAGCUCAGCAUUGUUUUCGCAAUGUCCGUGGAGAGAUACAUGGCAAUAAACCACGCAUACUUCUACAAUGAGUACGUCAACCAGAGACUCGCUGCGCUGACGCUUUUGGCCAUAUACAUUUCCAACAUCGUGUUUUGCGCGCUGCCCAGCCUGGGGCUCGGCGAGGUGAAGCUCCAGAACUCGGGGACCUGGUGCUUCAUCGACUGGCAGAACAACGACACGACGGUCAAGACUUUUAAUUUGAUGUACGCGGGUGUCAACUCGGUCAUCGUGCUCGCCACUGUCAUUUGCAACGUGAUGGUGUGCGGCGCGCUCAUCCUGAUGCACAAGCGCUUCAUCCGACGAACGUCUCUGGGCACGGACCAUCGGCGCAUCGCGGAGUUCCGGCGCAGACGGAGUUUUAGACGAUUAGCUGGAGCAGAGAUCCAGAUGGUGAUUCUGCUUAUAGCUACCUCCGCUGUGGUUCUCAUCUGUUCCAUACCUUUAGUGCUGAGGAUAUUUGUGAAUCAGCUGUACAGAAACCAGAAUCAGAAGUUGCAUGGUGACCUGCUGGCCAUCCGCAUGGCCUCCAUCAACCCCAUCCUAGACCCCUGGGUCUACAUCCUGCUCAGAAAGACAGUGGUUCUCAAGCUGAUGGAGAAAAUCAAAUGUCUGUUCUGCAAAAUGGGCGGGCGUGGACGAAGGGGCGGUGGGCAGUUCCGCUGUGCCGACGGCCACCUCUCCUCCUCCAUCAUCUCCCGGGAUUCCCCGUCACUGGUGUCCCGUGAGCUGCGGGAAAUGGUGAGCACCUCGCAGACCUUCCUGUACCCGUCUGAGAGCCUGGGCUCGUCUCGGGCAGGGGCACUGAGCGGCUCCAGCCCGCCAGCUGGACAGACGUUACAAGACCCCCAGGAGGUCGAGGGGCCUCUGAGGGGACUUUCACAGAGCGAUUUAGAGAACAUAGCGCCAGGCCGGACGCUGAAAGAUCUCCCAGUCUGCCCCAAGGACCCAGCUCUGCACGUGACCUUCACAGAGGAGACUGCAAACCUCCAAGAGAAAUGCAUAUAAGCAUCAGCGUGAUCUGAGCUGUACUAAGACUGUCACGGGAUAGAAAACGGGAACAAGUGAAAGUACUGCAAUGAGAACGAUAAGCAUUUGCAGGAUGAAUAAUCAUUCAUCAGUCUGUAGAUGUGUCACAGACAGCUAACAAAACGACAGAUCUAUUACUGAAUUAAAUAUCCAUUAUCAAUGUAUUACUCCUCUGUAGUAAUUAACCAUAUCUCUAAAUACACUUCAAUACAAUCACCAAAGUUUUAUCACCGAAACCAUAGAGAACAUUAUAGAGGAGCUCUUCUGUUGCACUUUUUUGAAUGUUUAAACCACUGCCAGGCUGUUAGAAAUGUUGGUUUUGUAGCAUUUUGACAACCUGCACAAUGACUGUAAAGAAUUCAUGUUAAAAUGUGAACAAUGUUGUGUGAUGUUAAUUUAUUUGAAGUAUGAAAUUGUACGUUAUUGUCUUCUCUGUGAGAAGGUCCAGAUAGUUUGGAGCCAUUUUAAAUCGGUACAAGAUGAAUAUGUUCAUAGUGUUGUUGUUUUUUGUUUUUUUUCUUCUGGUAUGUAAGGACAUUUGCAAGUAAUUUGGUCCACAGAGCAGCUCGAACAUCAAAGCUGGAUUCCAACUAUCCCUUGCAUUUCAUAACCAAAGGCAGCUAUACUGUGGCUUUUCCACAGUGCAGACACUGGAGGACGUUAGGAGGCCUCUUAAAGUCAUUUGUUAAUGUAAAAUUGUUCAUUUACUCCGUUCAGCCCAUUAGUUUGCAAGAAUCAAUCCAGCCUCAUCUUAUUUCAGCUUAAUGUAAUGUAUAAAGCUUCCCAUCUAAUCAGACUUUAUAGGGGAGUUAAGAUGGGGAAUGAAAACUGAAGACAUUAAGUGUCCUGUCUCCUACCUUCAUGGGCUUUUUUUUUUUUCUUUUCAAAAAAACCUGAUGUUUCCUGUUUUAACAUGGCGUUGAUAUAGUGCUGCUAUAAAGAUUAUAUCAAAACAUGUUCAAUUUAAGCCAAAUUUACCAAAACAUGUUGACUCUCUUGUGGACUUGUACCAAACUCAUAAACUGAAAAUAAAUGAUGAAUAUUCAUAUGAAUUAA
Molecule: messenger RNA, 2798 nt
Organism: Stegastes partitus (bicolor damselfish)
Lineage: Eukaryota; Metazoa; Chordata; Actinopteri; Pomacentridae
Product: prostaglandin E2 receptor EP4 subtype-like
Exons: 2
Coding region: 288-1721 (477 amino acids)
Biological process (GO): inflammatory response; negative regulation of inflammatory response; positive regulation of cytosolic calcium ion concentration
Cellular component (GO): plasma membrane
Molecular function (GO): prostaglandin E receptor activity
Source: RefSeq, a predicted model, not a curated record